Molecule: messenger RNA, 2441 nt
Organism: Archocentrus centrarchus (flier cichlid)
Lineage: Eukaryota; Metazoa; Chordata; Actinopteri; Cichliformes; Cichlidae
Product: golgin subfamily A member 6-like protein 22
Exons: 3
Coding region: 129-2222 (697 amino acids)
Source: RefSeq, a predicted model, not a curated record
AGCUUUGAUGUUACCAUCAGGGGCCGUGAAGGUGGCGUACCUAUAAGUAACCACGACAAACUUCAGCAGAACACUUUAAGUCGAGGAGUGAAUUUGUAAACAGCAUUCGAGCAUUCAAACAUUUAAAGAUGUCUAAGGCGGCACUUCAGAGGAAACAGAGAAAGACAAAGACGGAACAGGAGUUGCAGGGCGAGCUCGAUGAAUUCACAGAGGUGAAGAGCCAACUCCAUGACCUGAAAAUUAGACACAAGGAUGCGCAGCGCAAAGUCCAUGAACUGGAAUGUACAAACUACGACACGCAGCGCAAAAUCCGUAAACUGGAAGCUACAAACAACGACGCGCAGAGCAAAAUCUGUGAACUGGAAGCUUCAAACAAGGACGCGCAGAGCAAAAUCUGUGACCUGGAAGCUACAAACAAGGACACGCAGCGCGAAAUCCGGGCCAUGAAAGGUACAUACAAGGCCGCGCAGAGCAAAAUCUGUGACCUGGAAACUACAAACCACGAUGCGCACCGCAAAAUCCGUGAACUGGAAUUUACAAACAAGGACGCGCAGCGCAAAAUCCGGGGCAUGAAAGGUACAUACAAGGACGCGCAGCGCAAACUUCACGAGACUGAGGAAGAAGCUAAAGGUAUGCAAAAAUUGUUUGAAGAAGUCAAGCAAAAAAACGAAAUGCUUAAAGAACAGGAAGCUAAACACACAAUGGUGCAGUGGAAACUCAGUGACCUGGAACUGACACACAGAGACAUGAAGCGCAAACUUCAGGACAAAGUCAAAGAAAAGGCAGAUUUGCUAGACAACUUUAAUGAAGAACAGCUAAAACAUGAAGCAGCGCUUAUAAAAAAGGAAGAAGAGAAAAAUCUAGAGAUAGCUGGUUGGCGGGGAGGGCAACAUUUGAUGGAACUGUCAAUCAGAGGGCUGUACGAGCGAAUUCGGAAGGAUGAGGAAAUGAAUAGAUGCUUGCAAAAGAAAUUGAAUGAAGCCCUGCAAACAAAUGAAAAAAUGCUUAAAGAGAAGAAAGAAGAGGAAGAUAAAUACAAGGAGUUGCAGAGCGAGCUCCGUGACCUGGAAGUGAAACUUCAGGACGCAGAGAAAGAAAAUGAAGAAAUGCAUAAAGAAAAGAAAGAACAGGAAGAUAAACACAAGGAGUUGCAGAGCGAGCUCCGUGACCUGGAAGUGAAACUUCAGGACACAGUGAAAGAACAGGAAGAUAAACACAAGGAGUUGCAGAGCGAGCUCCGUGACCUGGAAGUCAAACUUCAGUAUACAGAGAAAGAAAAUGAAGAAAUGCGUAAAGAAAAGAAAGAACAGGAAGAUAAACACAAGGAGUUGCAGAGCGAGCUCCGUGACCUGGAAGUCAAACUUCAGUAUACAGAGAAAGAAAAGGAAGCAAUGCGUAAAGAAAAGAAAGAACAGGAAGAUAAACACAAGAAGUUGCAGAGCGAGUUUCGUGACCUGGAAGUGAAACUUCAGGACACAGAGAAAGAAAAUGAAGCAAUGCGUAAAGAAAAGAAAGAACAGGAAGAUAAACACAAGGAGUUGCAGAGCGAGUUUCGUGACCUGGAAGUGAAACUUCAGGACACAGAGAAAGAAAAUGAAGAAAUGCGUAAAGAAAAGAAAGAACAGGAAGAUAAACACAAGGAGUUGCAGAGCGAGUUUCGUGACCUGGAAGUGAAACUUCAGGACACAGAGAAAGAAAAGGAAGCAAUGCGUAAAGAAAAGAAAGAACAGGAAGAUAAACACAAGGAGUUGCAGAGCGAGCUCCGUGACCUGGAAGUGAAACUUCAGGACACAGAGAAAGAAAAGGAAGAAAUGCGUAAAGAAAAGAAAGAACAGGAAGAUAAACACAAGGAGUUGCAGAGCGAGCUCCGUGACCUGCAUAGCGAGUUUCGUGACCUGGAAGCGACACACGGAGAUGUGCAGCGCAAACUUCAGGACACAGAGAAAGAAAAUGAAGAAAUGCGUAAAGAAAAGAAAGAACAGGAAGAUAAAUACAAGGAGUUGCAGAGCGAGCUCCGUGACCUGGAAGUAAAACUUAAGAACACAGAGAAAGAAAAUGAAGCCUUGCUAAAGAAGCUCAAUAAUGCCAAGGAAAAAAGUAAUAAGAUCUGCCAAAAACAGACAGAACUGGAAAAGAAGUACACAGAGUUGGAGAACAAGUACGAAACCCUGCUACGGAACCACACAAGGCUACAGCACCAACACCUGUACACUAAGAAAUAAAUGAAGGAGGACACACUCUAUGACAGCCUUUUUGGCUGAGAGGAUUAAAGAUGGAGGAAGACAUCUCCCCAUCCUCCUCUCUCUCUUUCCCUCUUUUCCUUACCCUAUCAUCCCCAACCUGUUUAUUCAUCUUUGAGAAUACAGGCUAAGGAGGUAGGGUAAUAAUAAUAAUAAUAAUAUUACAUGUAAUAUUAUAUAUAUAAUAAUAAAGGAAAUCAU